Molecule: messenger RNA, 2015 nt
Organism: Hemibagrus wyckioides
Lineage: Eukaryota; Metazoa; Chordata; Actinopteri; Siluriformes; Bagridae
Gene: phf6
Product: PHD finger protein 6
Exons: 11
Coding region: 211-1305 (364 amino acids)
Cellular component (GO): nucleus
Source: RefSeq, a predicted model, not a curated record
ACGUGCUUUUUGCAGUAGCCAAUGCAACGUAACUUGAAUGCUCCGCAAUGGCUAGGAACUAACUGCAGCCGUUCAGUGCUCACUAGACGGAAGAGGUUCACGCCACUAUCCUUCUGCUUCACAUCUAUAUUAGCGUAACGUGAUCGAAACAGACCCCCGGUGCAUCUUUGCUAAUUAGAGGACUCGACUCAAGAGUGGAAGUCGCUAGCCAUGUCGGGGCAAAAGAAAGGAGCUUCGUCGCGUCUGCGAAAAUGUGCCUUCUGUAGAACAACCCGAGAGAAGGAGUGUGGUCAGCUCCUAGUAUCAGACAACCAGAAGGUGGCAGCUCACCACAAAUGCAUGCUUUUUUCAUCUGCUCUAGUAACGUCUCACUCAGACAGUGAAAACAUUGGGGGAUUUUCUGUUGAGGAUGUAAAAAAAGAAAUCAAAAGAGGAAACAAAUUGAUGUGCUCAUCCUGCCACCGGCCAGGGGCUACCAUAGGUUGUGAUGUUAAGACAUGUCGGAGGACAUAUCACUACUACUGUGCCCUGUGGGACAAAGCCCAGACCAAGGAGAACCCCUCACAAGGCAUCUACCUUGUUUACUGUCGUAAACAUCGUGAUGCCUCCCAAGAUGCCAGUGAUGAGGAUCAAGGAGUCGCAGCCAAUGAUUCAGAUUCAUCCCCACCCCGGAGCAGAGGGCGUGGCAGAUUUGAAAAGAGCCGGAUCAGAGGUGUACCACGUGGCCAGUCAGAAGAUGCCCGUUCAACUUCAUCACAAGGUGUAGAUGAAACAGAGAGCUCUUCAAAUCGGGACCGGUCCCCUUUGAGGGGCAGCCCCAGUGAGUCAGGCCUUCGAUGUGGUUUCUGCCAUGCUGGUGAUGAGGAGAAUCAGACCCGCGGUGUUCUCCAUUGUGAUAACGCAAAAAAGGUUGCCGCCCACUAUAAGUGCAUGCUUUUCUCUUCAGGGACUGUCCAGCUCACUACAACAUCACGUGCAGAAUUUGGUAACUUUGACAUUAAAACAGUCAUUCAGGAAAUAAAGAGAGGGAAAAGAAUGAAAUGCACCCUGUGUGGUCAGCUCGGCGCUACCAUUGGAUGCGAGAUAAAAGCGUGUGUGAAAACCUACCACUACCACUGCGGCCUGCAAGAUAAGGCCAAAUACAUAGAGAACAUGGCCAGAGGCAUUUACAAACUGUACUGUAAGAAUCACAGUGGAAAUGAGGAGCGGGAUGAAGAGGAUGAGGAGAGGGAGAGUCGCAGUAGAGAGAGGGCUGCCAAUAACAGCAGGGGAAGCCCUCCUUCAUCUCAAGUGAAUGGCAACUAGAUGGUGUGUUGGAGAAAGAAGAAAAAUAUUUUUUUAUUGUGCUCAGUUACAACCUAGGGGCCAGUUCAGAAUAUUGACCGUUGCAGUUUUUCUCAAAUUGCCAGAAACCCCAUAACCAUUGACGACAGGCCAUACGUUCCUCUGCCAUUUUCCCCAAUAUUUCAAGAAUAUCAUGAAUGAGGCUAGCAAGUGCAGUUUAUAAGCCUACCCAGGAGAGAGAGGGUUUUUUUUUGUUUGUUUGUUUUUUUUAUGACGCAGAAUAAGUUCUACUUUUAAAGAAAAUAAUGGAAAAUCCCUAAUAACAUUAUAGUUAUGAGACUAGUUUGAAUCUGUGCCUGAAAAACACUUUAAAUGUGAGACAAUAAAAACUGAAGGUUUCAUGACUGGACCAAUGGGAACUCUCUUUCCACAGUUUCUUUCUUAUCAAAAUACUAUUUGGACUGGACCUGAUUUUUUUUUUUUUUUUUUUUUUUCUUUUCUUUUUUCCCCCCAAACUGCCUUCUGGUUGUUUUUACUCUCUUCCAAAUCAUGCGACUAUCCCUCUAAUUUCCUGUCAAGUAACUGACAUUAUCUUUACCUCUUAUUUCUCUUGUAUCAUGUAUUAUAUUUUACUACCGUAUUAUAAUCAUGAGUAUUGUUGAAUAUCUGUGACUUUCUUUAUAGUCUUGAGUCAGGAUUAAAGAUCAUUGGCUAGCAUGCACUUUUCUUUA